GUCAGUGAUCGUGGGUCUGAUUCAGGUCGUCUUCACGGGAGUGGCGGCGCUGAUCAUGGACCGGGCCGGAAGAAAAGUCCUGCUCAUCAUGUCGGGCGUUGCCAUGACGAUCAGCACCACAGCGUUCGGGGUUUAUUUCUACCUGAUGUCCCAACGUCACAGCUCCACCUCGCUGAGCCUCCUGGAGCUGGGCGUCCCGAGCCAGGUGGGUGAAGAGCCCCAAGCCGACCUGGCCUGGUUGGCCCUCGCCAGCAUGGCCGUCUUCAUCACAGGUUUUGCUCUGGGUUGGGGUCCCAUCCCGUGGUUGGUCAUGUCGGAGAUUUUCCCACUGAAGGUUCGAGGGGUCGCCAGCGCCGUCUGCGUGCUCACUAACUGGGGCAUGGCCUUCGUUGUUACCAAAAGCUUCCAGGAUAUGAUGACUCUUCUAACCAGCGCUGGAACCUUCUGGCUCUUCGCCUCCGUCUGCGCCGUCAACGUCAUCUUCACCAUCGCCUUCAUCCCAGAAACUAAAGGAAAGACUCUGGAGCAGAUCGAAGCCACUUUCAGAGGGACAUCAGGUCCAUGAACC
Molecule: messenger RNA, 568 nt
Organism: Scomber japonicus (chub mackerel)
Lineage: Eukaryota; Metazoa; Chordata; Actinopteri; Scombriformes; Scombridae
Product: solute carrier family 2, facilitated glucose transporter member 8-like
Exons: 4
Coding region: 56-565 (169 amino acids)
Biological process (GO): transmembrane transport
Cellular component (GO): membrane
Molecular function (GO): transmembrane transporter activity
Source: RefSeq, a predicted model, not a curated record